AAACGCGGUCCUUAAAAAACUAUGCGGCGCGCCUAUCAUUCACUCAAGGAAGGAAGGGAAGCGGCACUUCUUUUUGUUAAUCCUACAGAAGUACCUGGGCCACUUCAGCUCCUCCUCUUAUUAACCAUUUUCGGUGCAGCCUAAGAUCGGAGAAAAAGUGAGUACGACAAAACUCUGGACGUGUGGAAUCGCCCUCGGGAACGCGCAAAGGUGAGCACACUGAAAGUCCCACAAAGGGCGCGCCUAGUGAUUUCCUUAUACCGGACUCCGAUGCAAGCGAAGUGUAUACGAUUUUCUCGCCGAGUUCCUGGGGUCAUGGCGCUGAAUCCGACGUGGACUGAAGUACUCCUUCUUGCGCUUUGUGAGUGUUGCUUUUCUGUCUUUUUCAUUGCACAUUGUAACUACUGUAGCCACUCGAUUAAUCGAUUAUGGGCUCUCUCAGGGGCGAUUAGUUCGGAAACAAGCAGUAUGUAUUUCUUUAAGUUUUUUUUUUACUUUUAUUAUAGGACGGUCAGUCUAACUGCUUUGGUAGAUGGAAAGGCUUCCGAUUAUUCGAGAGCCAAGCUGGGUGUUCCUUAAUUGAACGUAGUAUUUAUGUGAGCAAUGGCUUUCCUCUCAGUGUCUCCGCAGUGCCUCUGCUUAACAGUUUAUAUCCAGACUCGGCAACCUCUGCACGUGAUUCCGGGUAGUAGCCUGGUGCUGAAGGCCCAGAUUUCCAAGAAGACUGGAGAGCAGAUCACCAAAGUGAUGUGGGAGCGAGAUGCAGAGAACCGGGCGGGUCUAGCGAAGGUCAGGGUGGCGGAGUUCCCAGGUCAGAAUGCAGACCCACGCAUGAGCGUGGAUGACGGGGGGGCGACGUUGACCGUGAAAGACUUCAGGGAGGAGGACUGUGGUGUUUACACCAUCUCAGUGAUGAACCAGACCAAUGAGCUACACAACGCCAGCUGCCUCGUGAGAGAGUACAAAGCCGUGAGCCAGGUGUCCACGUCGAUCAACAUGUCCCACCCCUCCCUACACUGUGAGGCCUUGGGCACAGACCUCCAUUUCGACUGGCUACAUGAAGAGCAGACGGUCCCACACGAGUUGGGGUACCUGUCAGCUGACAAUCGGGUGCUCUACCUGUCUUCUGGGCCAUGUGGACACUUUACUUGUGUCGUCAGUAACAGUAUUGGAAAGGACUCAGCCAGCUUUAUGGCAGAGUCCUGUAGGAGGCAAGGAAGCAGUACGCUUGCGGUCACCAUCUCCCUCACUGUCCUUCUCAUCUGUGUCGGCAUCUUCACUUACUACAUGUGGAGGCGACGCAGCAGACUCAGUAACAGAGCGGAGAGGCUGCAUGAAGAGCAUCUGUGAGGAGCCCCGAACGUUCCUGUCAUUGGCAAACAUCCUGGAACUCCAGGAAACUCAUGGCUUUCUUUGGGAGUGUUUUUUUUCUCACUGGGCACUGACCUAUACGCGGAUUCAUGAGGGGAAACCCCCCCAGCCUCCCCCCGCCACCCACCUAACGCAGUAGUAUUUCUUUGUAAUAUGUCUGUGUUUUGUGCAGUGGCCCCAUACAAAGUAUAAAUGCUGCCUUUCCUGCUUUAAUAUGUAUUAAAUCUUUCUGUUUCAAUACCACAUUGCUAUAAAAAUGCAUCAGAUUUAAUGCAUUUCUGAAACAGAAAUUGAGUGGUGAUGAAUGAGCUGUGGAUUGGGCUAUGCAAGGGACCAAUAGAAAGCGUCCUUAUUACUCCAGUAAACUUGCUCCAGAUUGGUUAGAAUUUAUUUUGAGUGGAGCCUUUAUGUAAGAUAAUAAAUACCUGAAGAUGAUAAGAAGCA
Molecule: messenger RNA, 1815 nt
Organism: Brienomyrus brachyistius
Lineage: Eukaryota; Metazoa; Chordata; Actinopteri; Osteoglossiformes; Mormyridae
Product: T-lymphocyte surface antigen Ly-9
Exons: 4
Coding region: 604-1350 (248 amino acids)
Source: RefSeq, a predicted model, not a curated record